This is a messenger RNA of Malurus melanocephalus (red-backed fairy wren), 2237 nucleotides long. Its product is annotated as myeloperoxidase-like. The coding region runs from base 9 to 2237 and encodes 742 amino acids. Gene Ontology annotation, molecular function: heme binding; peroxidase activity. Gene Ontology annotation, biological process: response to oxidative stress. NCBI's taxonomy places the organism in Eukaryota, Metazoa, Chordata, Aves, Passeriformes, Maluridae. The record is from RefSeq and is a predicted model, not a curated record. The transcript has 13 exons.
GGGGGUUUAUGCUGCAUUUCCCUCUAGGCACAAACCCAAGGAUGGCUCUCCUGGGAUCCAUCAUCACUCUCUGUGCAGUCGGAGCAAUGGGCUCCUCAGGGAAUGAGACCUCAGUGGUGCUGUCAGAUUCAUMUCUCCGGAACAUCAUUACCGAGGCCAAGCAGUUGGUAGACACAGCAUAUUUACGGGCCAGAAAAAGCUUAAAGAGAAAACUGGAGGAAAAGAUUGUCAACCCSAUGGAUUUCCUGAAGCACCUAAAGGAUCCUGUAGGAAGAACCAGAUCUGCAGUUCGAGCUGCUGAUUACUUGGAAACUACUUUGAAAAUCCUCAAAAGGAGGCUUCACCUCUCUGGGGAACAGAGUUUCAAUGUUACAGAUCUCCUCAGCAGGACACAGAAGGAGAUGAUUUCCAAGGGCACUGGCUGUGACUACCAGACUCGUUCUGUUAAAUGCCCAGAGAGAGACUUUUACCGGACCAUUACUGGGGAGUGCAACAACAGAAAUCGCUCCCACCUGGGCUCCUCKAACCGUGCCUUUGCUCGCUGGCUGCCAGCCGUGUACGAGGAUGGAGUGUCUGUUCCCAGAGGAGCAAGUGAAGGAAAGCRCUACAAUGGAUUCCCACUCCCCCUGGUUCGAAAAGUGUCCAACGAAAUUGCUCACACAGCCAAUGAGGACAUCACUGCAGACCGGCAGCUCUCGCUGGUCUUCAUGCACUGGGGCCAGUGGGUCAACCACGACAUCGACUUGGCCCCAGCCAGUGGGGAAGGAGCCAGCCUGGAGCUCCAGUGCCACACCAGUUGUGCCUUCAAGCCCCCCUGCUUCCCUAUCAAGUUCCCCCCCGACGACCCGCGGAUGCUGAGCUCUGACACCUGCAUGCCGUUCGUCCAGUCGGCCUCGGUGUGCACCCCCGCCACGUUCACCCGGGAGCAGCUCAACGCCGCCACCUCCUUCAUCGACGCCAGCACCGUCUACGGCAGCGACGACUCGCUGGCCAGGAGCCUGAGGAAUCUCAGCAGCCAGCUGGGGCUGAUGGCCAUCAACCAGCGAUUCACGGACGCGGGGCUGGGAUUGCUGCCCUUCGAGAACACAACGCACAGUGUGUGCGUUCUCACCAACAGGAGCGCCAACAUCCCCUGCUUUAAAGCAGGUGACAAACGGGUGACAGAAAACCUGGGACUGUCUGCAAUGCACACUCUCUUUGUCCGAGAGCACAAUCGCCUGGCUAUGGAGCUGAGGAAUUUAAAUCCUCACUGGGAUGGGGAAAAGCUGUACCAGGAGAGUAGAAAGAUUGUCAUUGCCAUAAACCAGAUCAUAACAUACAGAGAUUACAUCCCCCUCCUGCUGGCCAAGGAGACCAGCAAGUGGAUCCCYCUGUACAGAGGUUACAAUGACAGGGUGGAUCCCAGGGCCUCAAACGUUUUUUCCCUGGCUUUCCGAUUCGGCCAUACAUCCGUGCAGCCUUUUGUGUCCCGGCUGAAUGAGAGCUUUCAGCCUUUGGGGUCCUUCUCCCAUGUCCCUCUGCAUCUGACUUUUUGUGCUCCGUGGAGGAUUGUAAUGGAAGGAGGCAUCGACCCACUGAUCCGGGGCAUGGUGGUGGAUCAUGCAAAGCUCAUGAAACAGAACCAGCUGCUYGUUGAGGAGCUCCAGAACCACCUCUUUGAACAGACAGAGGUGAUGGGUYUGGAUCURGGAGCCAUGAACAUGCAACGGGGAAGAGACCAYGGCCUUCCAGGUUACAAUGCCUGGAGGGGCUUCUGUGGKCUCUCCCAACCCCAAACUUUAGAAGAAUUAUCAGAGGUACUUGGCAAUCCCAAACUGGCCAAGAAGUUCAUGGAUGUGUAUGGAACACCRUACAAUAUCGACCUCUGGAUCGGGGCAGUGGCAGAGCCCGUGGUGCCCCAGGGCAGAGUUGGGCCCCUCCUGUCCUGCAUCAUUGGCACCCAGUUCAGGAACCUGCGUGAUGGGGACAGAUUCUGGUGGGAGAAUCCAGGAGUUUUCACUCCAYGGCAGUUGCAAGCGCUGAGAAAAAUCUCAGUGUCGAGGGUGAUCUGUGACAAUACUCAUAUCAAAAAGAUACCCAGAGAUGUGUUCAAGAUCAACACUUACCCUGAGGACUUCGUUGAUUGCCRAGAGAUCGACGUGCUUGACCUCUCACCCUGGAAAGAUGAUCCUGAGAGUGCCAGAAAAGGUACCAGUGGUCUGAGGUCUGUCAAAAAUGAUAAAUGUGCUAUGAGAUGA